CGCCCGAACGACCGAAGUUUUCGAAGAUGCCCAUAUCAUGGGCCACGAUCGCGGCAGCCCCGCCUCCACCACUCACGCCCACCCAGCGCAUGCAGGAACUGCAAGCAUUCUACGCGAAACAAUCACUUCGUUUCGUUCUAUCGAAUGCGCUGGGCUUCCAUGAUGCCCCCGGAGCCACCGAGCGCAUCAGUCCCUUGAUGGAACACACGGUCGUGGUCGGCAUCGAUACAGAGGCCUGGACGAAAAACACGGAUGAAAUGACAGAGAUCGGGCUCGCAGUGUUUGAACGCAAAGACAUGCUAGGGAAUGAGGGCGGGUACGAGCAUCUCGGAGACUUUGGAGAAGAGCUGUUGAAGAAGAUCACCUUCCACCACCUCCGCAUCGUUGAAACCGCGCACCUCAAGACUAGCGCCGAGUGGAUGAAAGGCGCGGAGGGGAACCGGUUCGGACACUCGCGCUUCGUUACAUUCGCUGAAGCCCGCGUUAUCCUUGACUCACUAUUCUCGCAACCUAUCGACUCCUCGGACCCAGAACUCAAGGGAUGUAAAAAACCUGUUGUGUUGCUAGGUCAUGCCAUGUACCACGACGAAGAGAACAUCAAGAAGAGCGGCGGGCUAGAGUACGAUCUGUUCAAGUACGGUACGAUAGUCAAGGAAGUUGAUACACAACCCCUCGCCAAGGCCACGCACACCUGGUUCGAUCAGUGCGCACCGAACAAUGACGUUGGUUUGGACACUCUGACUAAAAGGCUUGGUUUUGAGCACGAGGACGCACACACGGCAUGCAACGACGCUGCUAGGACUGUAAUCUCCGCCAUUCAAAUGGUGCUGCCGAAACAGUGUCGGGAGGGCAGAGAGAAAGACAUGCAAGCCGUGGCUUGGGAAAUCGAAGAGCAUAGUCGUGAUACCCCUUCUUCAACUUGGGGCUCGAAAUUAUGCUGUACACGUUGUGGCGGGCGAGACCACCAGGACAAGGAGGGUGAGCGGUGCACGGUUCCGGUGCAUUGUAAGGCAUGUGCCCAGUUCGACGUGGGAAAAGAAGAGGAACACUGGACGACGCAUAUGGAGAUGUACUGUCCGCAUAUUGCGAAUUAUAAGGCGUGGACCAGGCGGAGGGAUGAUGCGCUCCGGAAACACAAUCCUUUCCCACCCGGUCCCCCAGAGGGCUCUCAUCCGUCAUCCAAUUUCGUGGUUCCUUUGUAUGCCAGGGUGGCGAAGGCUGGCGUUCCUCUGUCUUCGACUACGGUUUCAUCAUACUCUUCCGCGAGUGCGAAGUCCAACGAUAGCUCUUCCUCCCGUGGAACUGGCGGUAGUGGGAGCAGCGACAUCGUCUACUCUUCCGGUAACGUUGGCUACGCUCCCGUGGCUCGCAUCGUCAGCUUUCAGUCUUCUGGUCGUGGACGAGGCGGUGGUCGUGGUUUACGUGGCGCAGGUGGUACGCGUGGCGGCAGCGUACUGAGCAGGGAUCGGCGGCGUGAAGACGAGUGGCGGCCUUUUUCCAAAUGGUAG
Molecule: messenger RNA, 1508 nt
Organism: Cucurbitaria berberidis CBS 394.84
Lineage: Eukaryota; Fungi; Ascomycota; Dothideomycetes; Pleosporales; Cucurbitariaceae
Exons: 2
Coding region: 27-1508 (493 amino acids)
Cellular component (GO): nucleus
Molecular function (GO): nucleic acid binding
Source: RefSeq, a predicted model, not a curated record